Zalophus californianus (California sea lion) is the source of this 1297-nucleotide messenger RNA. Its product is annotated as endogenous retrovirus group K member 25 Env polyprotein-like. The record is from RefSeq and is a predicted model, not a curated record. The transcript has 3 exons. The coding region runs from base 299 to 709 and encodes 136 amino acids. Lineage: Eukaryota; Metazoa; Chordata; Mammalia; Carnivora; Otariidae.
GGAGGUGGACGCGGGGGCUGCGCGCUGUGACCCGCGUCGCACCCCCCGGGACAGAUCCCCGCACCCUCUGCUCUCCGGUUUCGGGGAAACGUGGUUGCUUUCACACUGCCGGAGUCCUCCAGGAUCUGAUCCCUGGGUCUCAAACUGCCCUCGAAAAGAGCAAGGGAUCUUCUGUGUGAGCAAUUCCUUUGCCGCCCCAGGUCCCCGACUCUCUGAGGUCGACAAGUGGCGCCCGAACAGAGACCUGAAGCCCCCAUUGAGGUAUGAUCGGCCAGCGGUAGGAACCCUACAGAAGGUGAUGGAUCCAGUCGAGCGAUUUGGAUACCUCUUCAGAAAGUCCGGCCCAGGACUGGCGAUAAAGACAACAGAAGAGGUCUCUCAGCCUCUGCAGGGAUUGACUACCCAGCGCCCUGUCCGAGAGAUGGCAACACUCUCCUUGAAGAGACCUCGAAAACGAAAAUUGCCCCCGACAACACCCCCAACUUGGGGGCAACUGAAGACCCUCACUCAGAGGGCGGAGCGAGUCCUGGAGACGACCAGAUCCACCAAAAGCCCUGAACGUCUGUUCCUGGCUAUGUUAGCGGUGGGGACAUGCGCCUCUGGGGUAGGAGAAAAACACGCCUACUGGGCAUAUGUACCCCAUCCUCCCUUGUUACGUCUAGCCGAAUGGACAGAAUAUGGACCUAUUUUUUACAGUUUUUACAAAUGACUGUACUCAUCUCCCAGCACCUUGGUCCUCUGUACCCUCAAAAAGCGAAUGAAUGCCCAAAACCUCCAUCACAGAGUGCUUACGGGCAGCGGCUGUUUUGAAAAAAAGAAAGGGGGAGCUGUGGGAAACAGAACGCCGCAACGACCACUGGUGCAUGCUCGUUCAGACUCUGAGAUCUCUGAGAAAACUCAAGACUGCAGGGUUAAAAAUAACCCGAAAGGAUCAGAGUGAAACGCCCUUGGGAUGUGUGUGGUCUGUUCUAAAGCACACAGCAUGUACAAGAUGCUUUGUAGAUAGGAGGCCAGCUGUAAGCAGCACACUGUGCAUUCCCUCCGUUGUUCUCUUAUCCUGUGUUAAGGUCCGAGUACAAUGGUGUUUACAAUUAAUUGAUCACAGCCAGUUACAGAUGUCUUUAUUCCUUCUCCACUCCCACUGCUUCACUUGACUAACCCUGUGUGCGUGGAAGACUGUGCCUUACUAAGCCCCUGCUGUAAAUCAUUAUAGAUCUGUAUCGUUGUAGAAGGUAUAUUAGAUUAUGGAAAAUAAACCUCGGCACCUCGGGCUGUUUGCUCGGGGUCCCCUGUGCCU